AGUAAGAGUAUGUUGCAAAAUGCCAAUUACUUUAGUGUUUAGUUAUUUCCUUCCCUCUCCUCUAUGACUUCAAUAUAUACAAUGAGGAAUAGAACUUUUAUUGCUGCCAUGUCGAUGUUGCUACUUCUUCAGCUGUUGUGUAGCCUACAGAAUAUGGAUGCACAAUCCAUCGGUGUUUGCUAGGGAGGAAGUGGCAAUGCAAACAAUUUACCACCUGAGUCGGAAGCUGUUAAGUCUCUGCAAAACACAUGGCAUUGGAAAGAUGCGCAUUUACUCUCCAUAUCCAGAAAUUCUUCAACCCCUUGGAGACUCCAACAUGGAACUCAUCGUUGGAGUCCCUAAGGACACCUUUCAAGACCUUGCCGACCCUUCAGCUGCAGCUGAUUGGGUCCAGAUGAAUGUAAAAAGCUAUUCUUCCAAUGUCAAGCUCAAGUACAUUGCUGUUGGAAACGAAUUAGAUCCAACAGCUCAGUUUGUUCUACCGUGUGAUUCAUUCCAGAGGAAUAAAAAAAACAAUUCCUCCAAUGUCAAGUUCAAGUACAUUAGCGUUGGAAACGAAAUAGAUCCAACGGAUGGAGCAGCUCAGUUUGUCCUUCCCGUAAUGCAAAACAUUUACAAAGCAAUUGCAGAUGCUGGUCUGCAAAACCAAAUCAAGGUCUCAACGGCGGUGAGCACAAAUUUGUUGGGUGUUUUUGAUCCUCCAUCGGCAGCUGCUUUCAGUGACAAGGCAAGGACAUUCAUCGAGCCAAUCAUUAGUUUCCUGGUCAGUACUGGGGCACCACUCCUUGCCAACAUCUACCCUUAUUACAGAGUUAAAUACAACAACCAAUCACUCCCCUUUGCCUUAUUUACUGCAACAGAUGUUGUCGUGCAAGUUGGCAAGCUAGGGUACAGAAAUCUCUUUGAUGCCUUGAUGGAUGCUUUGUAUUAUGCUAUUGAGAAAAUAAAUGCAGGAAGUUUGGAAAUUGUGGUGUCAGAGAGUGGCUGGCCAUCUGCUGGUGGUGCUGUGGAAACUAUUGAGAAUGCAGGCACUUAUUAUAGGAAUUUGGUUAAUCAUGUGAAAGGAGGGACUCCAAAAAGGCCAGGAAAGGCCAUAGAAACUUAUUUGCUUGGCUUGUUUGAUGAGAACCUCAAGGAAAAGGAAGUUGAUAGACACUUUGGCCUAUUCUUUGGCAAUAAAACGGCAAAGUAUAGUACGAGUUUCACUUGAAA
This is a messenger RNA of Juglans microcarpa x Juglans regia, 1212 nucleotides long. RefSeq names its product glucan endo-1,3-beta-glucosidase, basic vacuolar isoform-like. The transcript is spliced from 2 exons. Bases 158 to 1210 code for a protein of 350 amino acids. Gene Ontology annotation, biological process: carbohydrate metabolic process. NCBI's taxonomy places the organism in Eukaryota, Viridiplantae, Streptophyta, Magnoliopsida, Fagales, Juglandaceae. Gene Ontology annotation, cellular component: plasma membrane. The record is from RefSeq and is a predicted model, not a curated record. Gene Ontology annotation, molecular function: hydrolase activity, hydrolyzing O-glycosyl compounds.